Messenger RNA from Drosophila innubila, 1767 nucleotides. RefSeq names its product UDP-glucuronosyltransferase 1-9 (gene Ugt305A1). The transcript is spliced from 4 exons. Bases 40 to 1677 code for a protein of 545 amino acids. Gene Ontology annotation, molecular function: UDP-glycosyltransferase activity. The record is from RefSeq and is a predicted model, not a curated record. NCBI's taxonomy places the organism in Eukaryota, Metazoa, Arthropoda, Insecta, Diptera, Drosophilidae.
UGAUUCAGUCGUGUGUUUGGUUUGAAACGAUUUGGUAUUAUGAAAAUAUUUGUAACAGUUUUGCUGCUGCUGCUCAGUUGCAUUCAGUGGCAGCAGUUGCAUGCGGCUAAGAUACUGUGUAUUGUUGGCACGGCGGCGCACAAUAAUCCCAGCUGGACGCAGCCGUUCUUUGAGGCAUUGGCUGGACGUGGUCACUCGCUGACCAUUGUGGGCACCUCGCCAGAUCCCGAAAUUAAAGGCAUAACACAUGUUCAAAUUGAGAACAAAUACGAUGUGAUCAAGAAGCAAUAUGUGGACACACUUGGGAACUUUAAGCAGUAUUGGGAUUUGAAGCAGAUGCUGAUUUGGUAUGAGGCCUUGUUGGGCAACUGCCGAUCUGUUUUAGAGGACAACCUGGUGGUGGAUGAACUGAAAGCAAACUACGAUUUGAUUAUCUAUGAUGCCACCUAUUCGAUGGACUGUCUGAUGAACAGAUUGCCCAAAUAUCGAGACACUCCCGUGCUGGCCUUAAGUAGCGGUAAACUAACUGUCGAUCUGUUGAACUUGAUGCAUGCUGAGGACACCAUUAAUCCAGCACGGAUUCCCCACUUUAUAAGCCAACUGCCUGUGGAAAUGAAUUACUGGCAGCGCAUUCUGAAUCAUGUCCUGUACAUUGGCGAGGCAUUCAUUCGUUGGGGAGUUGUUAAGCCCGUUUUGAAUGGAAUGCUGCGUGAUGGCUUUAGAAAUCCAGAUGUGCAACUGAUGCUGCUCAAUACACAUCCCGUGUUGGAUUAUGUGCAGAAUUUGCCACCCAAUGUAGUUGAGGUCGGUGGACUGCACAUUCGUGCCGAGUCCGCUCCACUUCCUUUAAACUUGCAGGAGUUUGUGAAUCGAUUUCCAGAGGGUAUUAUCUACAUCAAUUUGCCACAACUUCAAUUGAUAUCUAGCGAGGGCGUUAAGGCCAUUCAGUAUAUGAUCAAGGAUUUUAGUCAGUUUGGCUUUAUCUGGAAUGUUAAGGAUGUACAGCUGUUCAGAAGCUAUCACAAUUUGAGGACCAUUAGUGUUGACUUGCAGCAGGACAUUUUGGCUAAAUCCAGUAUGAAGGCAUUUUUGACUCAUGGCGAUAGUUUUGGCCUACAGGAAGCCAUCUACAAUGCAAUUCCAGUUAUUGUGCUGCCGCUUUUAAUGGAUCAGAUCAAUAAUGCCAAACGCGUUGAGGAACGUUAUUUGGGAGUUCGGCUUUCAACUGAUAACAUAACCAGUCACAGCUUUUCCGAUGCCUUGAAGCGUAUCGUUCGGGAGGAAAUCUUUUUGGACAACUUGCAUGAGGCACAGGUCAAUUUCCGUACACGUCAGGUUAAGCCCUUGAAUCAGGCUGUUUGGUAUGCCGAACAGUUGGUGAGCGAGCCGCAACUUUACAAACACCUCUCGCAUCCUCAGUCACGGGAACAGAGCUACUUUGUUAGCCACUCUUUUGAUUUUUUGAUUUUACCAGUGCUAUUUGUCGCUUUCUUCAUUGGCAAUAUAGUAAUGAUAAUCGUACAGGUUACAAAAUCCCAAACGCCUAAAACGAAAGCUAAGCUAAGUGCAAAGAAAAGUCUAGAUAAGAUAAAGGUGAAAGAUAACGGAAAAGAAAAGGACAGAGGGAAGGAAAAUGAAAAGCUGAAACAACCAGCUAAAGAGAAGAAAGAAGCUUAGCUGGUUGAAAGUUAAAGUAUUGUGUAUGUGAUUGAGAUUUUUGUGUGUAUUUUGACUCUAGUAUAUUAAAAAAAAUCGAUCUAUAAGAAU